AUGGUUACACGCUCGCUGCUUCAUCUGGCCCGUACAGCAGGCUCUCCCCAUACCUCGCAAGUCCUGCCUGCACUACAGGAGCAAUGGGGCGGUGGAUCUCUAUCUCCUUGUCCAGAUAAGCGGGAUAAGCAGCAACAGAAGUACGCCCGGCACAACCAGAUUCUUACCAUCAUCGUCCACGCAAUAGACCAGGUUUUGGAUCGUGGCCGGGAGACGUUAGCGCAGACCUAUAUAUCUGUCCAGGAGAUCUUUGGCUGCCGGAUCCCCCGCCAACGAACGCGGAGACGGCCCCUAGGACGGCUCCAGCCAGAGACCGAGCGACAGUACGUACAAUAUUGGAAACAGUUUCUCUGCUUUCUUAUCCGUGCUAUUUCCCUCCCUGAACCAGAUCGGAUCUCUCUGCUAGGGGUCUAUCUAGACAAGGAGCAGUCCUACACACUCCAGAUCCUAUAG
Penicillium cosmopolitanum is the source of this 453-nucleotide messenger RNA. RefSeq lists its product as uncharacterized. The transcript has 2 exons. The coding region runs from base 1 to 453 and encodes 150 amino acids. The record is from RefSeq and is a predicted model, not a curated record. NCBI's taxonomy places the organism in Eukaryota, Fungi, Ascomycota, Eurotiomycetes, Eurotiales, Aspergillaceae.